GCGGUCUGAGUGCGUCGGUCCUGGAUUGCAACAGCAACAUGCCGUGUUCUAACGUGAAUUGCUGCGUUGUGAAUUGCCACAGCACCUACGCGAACUCGCCUGGAACAAGUUUUUUUAGGUUCCCCAGCAAGCCGUACGAAGCAAAGCGACGGGAACGCUGGAUUGCUCUUGUCCGACGACAGAACAAGGACGGCGCCGGCUGGCGACCUACUCCAUACACAAAGAUCUGCAGCAAACACUUUGUGGGCGGUGUAAAGGUGAAUGAAGAGGGGCAUCCAGCCUACUACCCCUCCAUAUUUCCUGCUCCAUACAGGGCAGCACCUGGCCCACUCUCUGAAGACCGCUAUGUCAAGAAAAGAAGGCAAGAGCAAAGGAUGCUGCUGGACAAGCAGACUGCUGAGGUGCAUGGACAAGCAGCUGAAGCGGCUGCUAAUGUACACGGGAAAAGUGUGGAGGCCAUAAUUCUGGAGGCUCAAGCUGCUAGCAGCGACAACAGUCCAGUGUCUUCUGACAGCAGUCAAGGCGCUCUCUUUGAUUCUGGCCUGCGAUUCGUUCACGUGUCAACAAUGACAGAAGAUGGACACUCGUCCUUCAGCAGUGAAUUCAUCUUCACUUCUGAGUUGACCGAUAAAUAUGCAUCAUGUUAUAUUAGCCACAAGGAGGUGUGCACUACAGGCGUGGGAAGAUGUAGCACUACAUUUAUUGACAAAAGCUGUGGGCCUUUAUAUAUACAACCCAUUUUCGCUGGUCACGGCUCAGUUAAUGAAGAUGAAGAGAAGUUUCAUUCUUUAACAGCUGUCAGUUUUAACAUUUUUGCUCUUCUUUUAAGCGUUUUGCCACCCACGAGGAGGGCCGUGAACGAGUUGUGCAUUGAGGACAAACUUCUGUUAUGUCUGAUGAAGUUGAGGCAUGGCAUGCCAUUUUCUGUCCUUGGAGCUCUUUUUGAUGUGCACAGAACUACAGCAGCACGAAUCUUCAAGGGAAUGCUCGUGAAUUUGAAUGUGGCCACAAAAAAUUGGGUCUACUGGCCGUCACGAAAUCUUAUUCAGUCAACUAUGCCACCUGCAUUCAAGGAGCACUACCCAAGUUGUGGAGUAAUUAUUGACUGCACGGAGCUUGAAACAAAUCCCAAAUGGAGUGGAAAAACAGAACCUAUGGUAUUCACAUUACAAGAGUAGGCAUACAAUCAAAUAUUUAAUUGGCAUUGCACCCAACGGCCUGGUCACUUUUGUCUCAAAAGGAUUUGGAGGACGGACUACA
Dermacentor albipictus is the source of this 1260-nucleotide messenger RNA. RefSeq lists its product as uncharacterized. Lineage: Eukaryota; Metazoa; Arthropoda; Arachnida; Ixodida; Ixodidae. The record is from RefSeq and is a predicted model, not a curated record.